Messenger RNA from Megalops cyprinoides (Indo-Pacific tarpon), 2343 nucleotides. RefSeq names its product ankyrin repeat and EF-hand domain containing 1a (gene ankef1a). The transcript has 9 exons. The coding region runs from base 1 to 2343 and encodes 780 amino acids. NCBI's taxonomy places the organism in Eukaryota, Metazoa, Chordata, Actinopteri, Elopiformes, Megalopidae. Gene Ontology annotation, molecular function: protein binding; calcium ion binding. The record is from RefSeq and is a predicted model, not a curated record.
AUGAGGAGCCCGGUGGCCGAGGGGCGCCUGGAGGUGCUGCAGGUGUGCAAGCUGCUGCAGUGUGUCCACGAGGGCGACAAAGCCCAGAUCGAGAAGCUGAUCGGCAUGGGCAUCCCGGGCCUCAUCAACCUCACCGAGCCCGAGGAGGGCACCGGCGCACUGCAUCUGGCCUCUGCCGCCAAUGACGCCGACAUGGCCGGCUUCCUGCUGUCCCGGGGGGCCACGCCCGACGUGCAGGACAAGCUGGGGCGCACCCCGUUGAUGAAGGCCGCCGCGCUGGGCCACGACGGGAUGGUGGCGCUGCUGGCCCGGAGCCACGCCGACAUGGGCCUGGUGGACAACGAGGGGAGAGGUGUUCUGUUCUACUGCAUCUCCCCCACCAAGCGGCACAUGCGCUGCCUGCAGACGGCUCUGGACAGCAAGGCAGACGUGAACAACGUGUCCAACGCAGGGAAGCCCGUGUUCUUGCUGGCCUGUGAGCAUGCCCAGGACUGCGAGAACAUGUGCAUCAGCAUACUGGAGCAAGGGGCCGACCCCAACGCCACCAAUCAGGUUACGGCCCGGACGGCUCUGAUGGAGGCAGCAAGGGUUGGGGCCCUGGAUCUGGUGCGGGCUAUCCUGAAGAAGGGGGGCAAUGUUAACGCCCUGGACAGGAAGAGGACCCACGCUGCUCAUUUCGCAGCCAAGGGGGGCUUCUUUGAGGUGAUUCGGGUGCUGGCUGCGUAUUCGGCAGACCUGGGUGUGAUCACAACGGAGGGGAACACGCCACUGCAUUUUGCUGCUCGGGGCGGUUUUACAGACUGCUGCCGGUUUCUCGCUCAGAGAGGCUGUAACCCCAAACUGAAAAACCAGGAAGGCUUGAUCCCUCGUCAGAUCGCCAAAGACAACGGGCACAGGGCGGUGGUGAAGGAGCUGAGGAAAGCGGAGAGGCUGCACGGGAAGUACUCCAGGCAAGGAGCUGUCAACCCCAACCAGCCGUGGGCCCUGGCGCUCCACGACUGGUCCAACGAGCACGAGGCGGCGCUGCGAAGCGCCUUCGAGACGGCGGAGGACGGGGCGCCCGGCGCGGAGACGGUCUCCCGGGAGACCUUCGUGUCUGUGCUGCGGAGCCAGGGCGCGCCCGUCAGCGCCGAGGACCUCCAGGCACUUGUGCUCGCUCACGACAAGAAGCGGGAGGGCUGGAUCAACCUGGACGAGUUCUUCAAGGGCGUCAGGUUCCUGCAGAAGGCCUUCGUCAUCACGUCCUACGGGCCGAAGAGGAAGAAGGCCGGCAAGGCGGGCAAGGGGAAGAAGAAGAGCAAGUACGUCCUGCCUCUGCCCAUCUGCACCGUGCCCCCUGAGCUCGUCCACCGGCGGCCUGACGGGGGGCCGCCCCACUUCAUGAUCGAGAGCUACCAGCACUGCACCGACGCCUCCCGCUGGGACCGGGACCACCCGCCCAGCCACCCCGUCGAGGACGACUCGGCCUGGUACAUCGACGAGCCCGACCGGAUCUACGUCAACAUCAACCACUGCGUCAAGACAGGCGACCUGGAGUCCCUGCACCUGGCCUUCAGCCAGCAGGUCCCCGUGGACGUGAGGGACCGCUUCUACAAAACGCCCCUCAUGACCGCCUGCGCCACUGCCAACUAUGAGGCGGCCAAGUACCUCAUUGGCCUGGGGGCCGACGUGAACGCGUGUGACCAGUUCAACUGGACACCCCUGCACCACGCCUGCCACGCGGGGCAGGAGGACAUCGUCGACCUGCUGGUGCAGGCGGGGGCCGCGGUGGACCCUGUGGCGAUGAGCGGAGGCACGCCGCUCAUGAGGGCCAUCGAGAGCGGCCGGCCCGGCUGCGUGGACUACCUCAUCAAGGCCGGAGCCAGGGUGCAGGCGGAGAACAAGAGCGAGAAAAACUGUAUGGAUAUAGCCCGGGUCUAUGCUGACCAGAGGAUACUGGACUUAGUCAAGGCCAAAUUUGACACUCUUCCUAAACCCAAGGAGAACAAGAAAGGAAAAACUGCCAAACCUCCACCAAAACCAAGACCAAUCACCUCUGCUAAAGACAAGGGUCCCCUUGUGUUGUCCCCUAACCCUUCGAACACGGCGUCAAAGAAGGAAUUGCUGAAGGAGAGCAUCCUGUUCCAGAACACUCAGAUUACCAACGGAGCCAUGAACAAGAUUGACAUCAGUUUCAAGCCAAGAACGGUGUGGGGUAGGCAACCGACUACCAGUCAGCUCAUUCAGAGGAAGGAGGCAAGGAGGGAACGUCUGUCCAGUGACAUCGACUUUGAGGAUUUCCUGAUGCCGUUCAUUAAGAACGUCAGGCAGAAGGCCCAGCAGCUGGAGGGAGCCGAAGAUUAA